This is a messenger RNA of Dioscorea cayenensis subsp. rotundata (Guinea yam), 555 nucleotides long. RefSeq lists its product as uncharacterized. NCBI's taxonomy places the organism in Eukaryota, Viridiplantae, Streptophyta, Magnoliopsida, Dioscoreales, Dioscoreaceae. The record is from RefSeq and is a predicted model, not a curated record. Gene Ontology annotation, biological process: DNA replication. The transcript has a single exon. Bases 1 to 555 code for a protein of 184 amino acids. Gene Ontology annotation, molecular function: structural molecule activity.
AUGCCACCACAAGCAAGAAGGUUUCGUUUAAAUGCCAAGAAUAUUUUCUUGACCUAUCCUCAUUGUCCUUUGACCAAGGAAAGAGCUCUAGAACAACUGUUGGCCGUAUCUCUUCCGAGCAACAAGAAGUUCAUUAGGGUUGCCAGAGAACUACAUGAGGAUGGGAGUCCGCAUUUACACAUUUUAGUACAACUGGAGGGCCGAGCACAGGUAACAAAUCCCAGAUUGUUUGAUCUUCGUUCAUGUAGUUCUUCUUUGGUAUUUCAUCCGAAUAUACAGUGCGCCAAGUCCAGCUCCGAUGUGAAGGCGUAUAUAGAGAAAGGAGGUGACUACGUCGACUGGGGUCAAUUCCAGGUUGCUGGAAGAUCGUCUAGAGAUGGAAGACAUGACUUGUUAACAGUCUAUGCCGAUGCACUAAACUCCGGAUCCACAGAGGCUGCUUUACAGAUUAUUCUCGAAAAGGAUCCUAGGGCAUUCACUUUACAAUACCAUAAUCUUAAACCUAACUACGAACAUAUUUUUCUUAAACCGUUGGAUCCUUACAAGUCAUAUUAA